AUGGGAAAGAUAACGAAGGCCAUCCAACCUAAGCACAAGGAGACUCUGUCUCCUUGGCUGCAAGAAUUCGUCGAUGCUGCCACUUCGACACCGUUACCGCACCUACCCACCAAGCUUGCCUCAUUCCCGUCAAGAUGGCCCUUCCCCCGGGGAGACUUGUAUCAUUGGAUACCACUUCUAAACCGCUUCGACGGGAUCAUGGAAUCCUUCUGUGAUGUCUACAAGUUGAAUGAGGGCCCGCAAAGUCGAGACUUCGGCUGCGAGGUACUGUUGAGAGACGACUGGUUAUCUGAGACGCAUGCAGAGCCUGACAAGAUGCAGAAGCUGUCCGAGUUGGGCUACAGCAAGGAUGGCGAUGUCUCUCUUAUCGUCUCGAUCUUGAACUUUACUCAGAUGCUGCUAGACCACUGCGGCAACCGCAGUAUCUACGCCAGCAGCGCCCACCUCAACGAUCUGCUCCACAGUACCGACUUCACCGUCAUCUGCGCUGCCCUCAAGGUUGGUGUUGAGCUGGCCCAGCGCUAUCAGGCAUCUGUGAAGCGCUUCAAUCAUGGCAUGACAACGCGUCAAGUACACACCGCGAUUCUGUCGAACCACUACAACAUCGACCUGGAUCGCGUGCAGCACAUAGCCCAGCCGUUUGCCAAGACGCCUAUAGUCAAGUCCGCGGACUCCCUGCCUCUAUCUACACCAGGUAGUGCUAGCAAGGUCAAGGAAAAGUCGCAUGGCGGAAGUCCAAAGAACGUAGCCGCCAUGUUUGCGAACGAUCUUUGCGCGAUCGCAAAAGCUGACUCUACGGAAAAUGCCGGUUCUCGAGCACGUUGGAAUGGCUGGGCCGAUGUGAAGCUUGCAUAUUAUCCUGUAUCGGCCCUUUCUACGCAAGAACCGACCCAGCCAUCCCUGCCUGAUCGAGCCUCUAACCCGAAUGCACCGUUAACGCCAACGCCUCUCAGACGCAGCAACACGGCUGCUUCCACACAGGUAACCGCGCGAGCGAAUCGUCAGGGAUCUUCAGAGGACAGCCAGGCCUCCGCUUCUCGAUCUCCCGUCGUAGGACGCGAGGAAAGUGGCCCCCCGGGUCAGAAAUCUCUCGAGAUACCUCAAUCUUCGGUCGUCUCUUCAUCCAUAUAUCAGCUCCUGGACAGAGUACCUGCGGGUAUGCCAAAAGAGACUCGCUACGAGUUCCUGAACCGACUCCGGGUUGCCAAAGCGUUGAGCGGCUCGGUUGAGACUCGACAACAAGCACUCAUGGCGCGACUACUCGCCAUACAGAACCUGGCAUACAUCUAUGUAGAGCCCACGUUCAUUGAAAAGGUGCUCAGACAGGAUAGUGAUGAGCCGCGCCGUUUCCAACUCGUGUACCAGCUUGCUGAGCUGAUCCAUCCCGGUGCUGACGGUGUGACCACCGUGCCUCUCGAGCUUCAGUCCGUCGCACUAUCAUUGCUCGAAGCAAUCGCCGGAUUCCAUAACAAGGUUCCCGAUAUAUUCUCGGCGUUGAAUGCGACGGUAAACCAUGGCGUGCUGCUAUACGUCAUCAGAAAAGCAGUUUCCGAGAUGAAAGAGGAUGACGCUGGUGAGCAAAGGACCGAAAAGGAUGAGUGGAGGGAUAACCUCUUUUCGCUCACACUUCACAUCACCAUGGCCAUGGCCAAUACCUCAACGCGUAAUACGCCCGAGAUCAUCUCUGCCGGACUCUUGGAUAUCAUGGUUGAGGUUCUUAACCUCAGGUCCAACAUAGCCGAGCGGACAUAUGGCACCCUGGUAGGCUUCCUGGACCAGCUCAUCUACAAUGUCACAACGUCUUUCCAAUCUUUGGUCAAUGCGAACGGUCUUGACGCUAUUACCAACCUGAUCACCCACGAGGUUGAGUUAGCCAAAAAGCUCAUGGCUGAGGGCAAGGGUACACCGACAAAUCACCGGUCACACGUAGUGGACUAUGAGAUCCCCUUCUACCAGCAACAAAACCUGAAGUUCCUUCUGAAAUUCAUUCACCACCUGAUGUCCAACGCUUACGCCUACGGUGGAAGCACUGAUCGUCUACUCAGAAAUCUAGUCGAUAAGUCUGAUUUGCUCGGCAGCUUUCGCGAGAUCAUUGAGAACAUGGCGCUUUUUGGCUCCUUGGUAUGGACUAAUGCUGUGACGAUCCUGAGUGACUUUCUCAACAAUGAUCCUACGAGUUUCUCGGCUAUCUUCGAGGCCGGGUUGAUUCAGAGUUACAUCACGGCUUUGACAGGCCGACCUGUUACGAUCGGACAAUCUAAGGACACGGGAACAGGAGCUACGGAGAGGAGAACCGAUGAUGACGAUUCAGCUACGGAUUCCCCUACACCGGAUUUGGAGCCUGACACCAGACCACACCCCCCUCCCCAGGAGAGUCUGGAAGCAUCCCGAGAAGGUCCUCUAGCCCAUGGAAUACUGCCAUCCUCGGAUCCAAUUGCCAUCGUGCCCACUGUUCUGAACGCCAUCUGCUUGAAUAAUCAGGGUAUGAAAUUGGUCGUCUCCUCACGCGCCUUCGAUAGUUUCUUUGAGAUUUUCGAAAGCCCUGAGCAUGUCCGAAUCAUGGCAGCGGAUGACACGCUGGCUCACACGGUUGGCGGUAGCUUUGAUGAGCUUGCAAGACAUCAUCCAUCCCUCAGAACUGCCAUUGCGCACGCAGUUCUGGACAUGGUGGCCCGAGUCACGCAUCUCGCUCGGGUCAAGGCUCGGGACGACAAAUGGGGAGCGAAGCUAUAUGUCACAGACUCCGAUGGGCAAGAACUGAUAGCUGAUGAGGGGCUUCUGGCUGAACCGUCGGUAUUGCCUUCUGCGAAAGGGAAAGGCAAGGCCGUAGCUUCGGUUAACGAUGCCGAUGUUCAAAUGACAGAUGCGAGCUCCGAACAGGCGCCAACCUCAGGUUCGACGCAGAGUCCCUCUUCUGUCCAUAAGUCGAUCGGCCCUUACAUCUAUGCUCUGGCACAGUUCCUGUCCCAGUACGUCACCAACUCGAGUCUGAAGACCAGUUUCAUACAGAAUGGCGGAAUAGAGCAGCUCCUUGAUCUCUGUACCUCCCCAAGUCUGCCGCAUGAUUUUGGAGACACUGCAGCGUCUCGAAGCCUGCAAACAGUGAUCUCUCAACUGAUAGAGGCCUCUCCCAUCAUCGGCCUCCCUUCGCUGCUGAAACGAACACAAGCCGCGAUUGAUGUGCUAGAUCCAGUCCUCAAGGCACAAAGCACAACGUCGUAUCUCGGGCCUUGCAUUACAGACGUCGCCAACCUAAGCGACCAGACAGACCCCGAGUUGGUCAGCCAUUUGGCCCAUGGAACACCAGUGGCCAAGGCAUUACUCAACACCCAACUAUUGAUCAAAAUUCUCCACCAAUGCUUUCCGUUCUCCUCCCGCACUCAAACGAUCACGCUGCAUGCUGUCAACGUCUUCGAUUACUACAGCCGCUUGGUCAAGUCGCUAGGACCUCUUCUACGCGCUGCAAUUCUGGAGGAUGCAUCUAUGACCUGCAUCGUUCCUCAAAACUGGACGAGACAAGGACAGGACCGGCAAGGCCCCACUCCCGGUGCGCCGAAUUCUGAUUUUGAUGUGGCGGGUCUGCCGGAUGUCUUGUCGUCGGCUGCCUUGUGGAAGUCUACCGCCGAAAAGGGCCCGGGUCAAGGCCUUACCAAGAGUGAGCAGUCGGGUCCGCGCUACCAGAACUACCAGACACUUACGACCUUGCUUCACGGCUUAAUGCCUGCUAUCUUUCCGGUCUUCCAAACUCUUGGAAAGGCUCUGUUGCCGAAGCGCGAACGUGAGCCAUACCUCAGGAUUCAUCAUGUGCAACUGGCGGAGGAGUUGGCCCAGACGCUUUUGAGUCAACUCGAGUUGCCUGAACGGGAGACGACGUCGAAGGAUUAUCGCUAUUGGAUCGUUAUGCUGCAUGCCGUCCAUGAAGUGCUGGUUAACCGUGCGGCCGAUACCCGCCCUGACCGGCAGAUACCACCUCAAAUCAUCGCCCCAGUGUUGAUCGCUUUCAAGAAAUUUGACGGCUUGAAGCUUCUCAACACAAUGCUACGCAUGUUCAAGAAUGAGGUCUGCAAGGACCACAAGGGCGAGGAAGAGGAGUCCAUGUCAAGAUUGGCAAUCAUCGGUUUUAAGAAAAUUCUUGACAUCUACGCUAUGAUCGUGAACGGGAAAGUCAUCAGCGAAUCCCUCAUGCCGAUCAACAUCCUGUCACGCGGUGCUAACGACGGCAAUCGCGACCCUGCCCGACGACAAGAACUUCAAGUUGCUCCCAGCCUGGUGGUAGAACUACGAAUGAUCAUACUACCAGUGAUGCGGGAAUUAUGGGACUCGCCGUUAGUCGAGAAAGGAACGGCAGCCACUCUUGCCAAGAUGAUUAACAUUCUGAAGUCUAUCUCGAAUGCUGACAACGAGAAUGGCGCUUAUAAGCGCACUGACAAGAGCCCCCAACCCGAAAUUCUGCAGUCCAAGUCUGUUCAGUUCCCAUGGUCGAAGCGUAAGGACGAAGUUGCACGACUAACCACAAGUGCCGCUUGGCCAGAGGAUCUUGUCCGGGAGGCUGUCUACAGGACGUACGUAUCAAGUAAUUCCGCUUCACAAGCUUCUGAGUACUGUGCAGCACAUCAAAAGGGCAUGGCCGGAUCUCGAAACCCCAUACCUGAAGACGAAGCAUCAGAAGAUGCGGAGACCGGCCCUGCAGCUGAAAGUAGCGCAGUGGCCGAAGGGGAGCCCUUGGCUUUAGAACUGCCUGAAGACCUGCCUCCUGGUAUUCUGGAUGAUGACAUCAUUGGUGAGCUGAGAGAAGCCGCAGCGCUGUCGAAUGGCAAUGAUUUGGACACACCAGGCGCUACAGUCUUCGGCCAGGAAGCCAAUGGAACCGGCUCUUCCUCCACGAGUCCCGCCCAAGGCCCUUCGGCCGAAGCGACUGCGGAGACUGAUGACCAGAAUCGCCCAGCUGUAGCCAAGGAAGAUCUGGAUGCAGAGCGCACCAAACUCCGCUUGAACUUCAUCGAUAGGUGUCUGGAUGUUAUAAGGGCGCAUCCAGAUUCAACCCACGAGGUUUCUGAGCUGAUAACGGCGAUCGUCACACGAACCCCCGGUGACGAACUGUCGGCCAGGCAGGAGAUGGGUGAGACGCUGGUAAAUGCAUUGAUGUCAUUUGCCAUGGAUGACGACCUCAAGUCCAACGGGCGAAGCAUUGCUGCUUAUGCCCAUCUCCUAUCUCUCCUUCUCCAAGAUAAGGUCUUCUUCAGAGCCACUGUGAGCACACUGAAGGAGAACGUCGGCGAAUUCCUACGCUUUCUCCAUGUUCCUGCGUCGCCCUCCACGGAAGAUCUUGCUCCGUGGAUCCCCUACGUGCUCCUGGUUUUCGAGAUCCUGUUGAGCGACGACGAGCAACCGGGCGAGAUCAAAUGGAAGGCUCCUACGACCGAGAACGAUCCCAUCGAGCCACUAGAGUGGUCCCAGACAGAUUUGAACGUCAAGAGCGACGAUCGUAGUACCCUGCUCGGGUCAGUACUCGAGAUACUGCCUCGCAUAGGCAAGGAUGAAUCAUUGGCAGUAUCCGUGCUACGGAUCCUGGUUAUCAUGACUCGAGACCGUGCAAUUGCUCGACAAGUUGGCGACAAGAAGAACUUGCAGCGUUUAUUUGUGACCGCAAAGCAGCUUUCUGGUGUCGGUGCCCCACGUCUCAGCGAAACGAGGAUUGCCUCAAACAUCGUGACGGUUCUUCGUCAUGUUAUCGAGGACGAAGAAGUCGUCAAGCAAAUGAUGAGAAGUGAGAUUCGGGCGUACUUUGACAGUGGACGCAAUACCCGCCCUCUCGACCCAGCGGCUUUCCUGCGACAUUUCUCAGCUAUCGCCUUACGUGAUCCCAGUUUGUUCGUAGACGUCUCGAAUGAGAUGUUGAAACUCAGUCGAUGGGGUCCACCCGAAAGUGCUCGCGGGCAGGCGAUAUCCCUGAAGGAGUUGGCUCCGGAGCCACCGAAGGACGAUGUGACGCCGACUGUGCGUGCUACAGAGGACCUGUCUAUUCAGGAUGUUAAGCCGUCUACUGAGAGCGGAGACAAACAAAUGGAGGACGCGUCCAAGCCCAGCACCCAAGAUGUCAAGCGGCCUGUGCUGGAGAAUCCCGAUGGCGUGGUCCACUUCCUCCUCUGCGAGCUUCUGAACUACAAGGAAGUCGAUGACAAAGACGCGUCCCAAGCUACCAAUGAUGGGAAGUCAGCUGAAGAUCAAGGUUCAUCUGCUACUACGGCCGCCCCUGAGACCGAGAGCCGCCCUGGUGAUGGUAAGGAGAAGAAGGCGAAGAUCGCUUUCCGAACCGAAGAGCAUCCCAUUUUCAUAUACCGUUGCUUCCUGCUCCACUGCCUCGCUGAGCUCCUUCAAAGCUACAAUCGGACCAAGGUCGAGUUCAUCAACUUUAAGAGAAACGCCCCUCUCUUCGCCAACACUCCUGUCAAGCCCCGAUCUAGCGUCCUGAACUACCUACUUACCGAUCUUCUGUACCCAAGCCACAUGGACACUCCUUCGGAUACAAUAGUCCACAAGAAGAAGUAUGCCACGGCAAUCCAAACGCAGAAUCUGCUGGUUGCUCUCGUGAGCAAGACUGGAGAGAAACCCGCUGAUCGAAGCCGCGAAAAGUACGACUACGAUGAUGAACCCGACUUGCUCUUUGUGCGAAGGUUUGUCCUGGACACUAUCCAGAAGGCCUACAAGGACGCUUCCACAUCUGGUGAUCCUUUCGACUCUAGGUAUGCCAGGAUGCUAGCACUUGCAGAGGUCAUGCAUCUUAUGAUGGGUGAUAAGGACAAGGACUCGCCUGUGCCAGCCCGAACGAGCCACGAACCCCCUGAGCGUUCCCAGGCCCAGAUCAGGCGGCUCAUGUAUGAGAAGGGUUAUCUUGCUUCACUGACGACGUCGAUCGCGGACAUCGAUCUCGCCUUCCCGCCCGUGAAGCGAACCAUCAAGUAUAUUCUUCGUGUUCUCCGGAUCUUGACGAGCACCGCUAUCCAUCUGAGCCAUUCCAAUAUUCUUCCCGCCAGCCCGACGCAAGAUAACGCGGACGACGAGCUUGUUUCGGCCAGUUCCCUUUCUGAUAUGGAAGAUGAUCGAGAAGAGACUCCAGAUCUCUACCGCAACUCGGCUCUUGGCAUGUUGGAACCUGGCAGAGGUGGAGAUGGAGAUUAUUCCGAAGACUCGGAAGAAGAUGAGGACGAAGAGAUGUAUGACGAUGAGUACGACGAGCAGAUGGGAUACGAGUCCGAAGACCGGGAAGAAGACGUCAGCGACAGAGACGAAGAAGAAGAAGGUCUCGAAGGCAUGGGUCCCAUCGAAGGCCUCUCUGGUGAUCACGACGUCAUUGAAGUCACAAUGGAGGAUGAUGACGAUGACGAUGAUGAUGACAUGGACGAGGACGACGAUGAAGAUGGCAGUGAAGAUGACGACGAACUCGACUCCGAUGAAAUGGACGAAGACGAUGAUCGUAUUGAAAUUGUUGACGACGAGGGCAACCCACUCGAAGAUGAUGGCGCCUCCGGUUGGGAAAGUGAGACGGACGACGCGGAUGACGAUGAGAUAAGAGCGGAAUACGAGGCAGAGGCCCAGGAUCUGCAAGAGGCUGACAUCCAUGAUCUAGAUGUCGAUGGGCUUGGCCGAUUUGGUAACAUCAUGCGUGCUAUCGAGGAAGAAGGAGACUUCGAGGGAGUCGACGAAAUGCAUCAGCUCAACGACCGAUACAUCGAAGACGACGAUGAGGAUGAAGACGAGGACGAAGAAGUCGACAUCGACGAUGAGUAUGCAUAUGAAGACGAUUAUCCAAACGAUCCUCCACCUCAUGAUGCGAACCACCCAAGUCCGGGAUGGGAUACCCUCAUCGUGGAGCCUCCUGGCAUGUUCGGCGGGCAUCAUCAUCGACAUCGGCAUGGACCCCGUAGCCCCUUGCCCCCUAUGCCAUUCAUGGUGGGGUCGCGUGACCCCCUUGGCAAUUUUGGCGGUAUGUCAGAAGAUAAUUCUCAUCGUGUGGAUCCUGCUCUCAUUGGCGCCAUGCUUGAACAACAAGAGCUUGCCAACAUUGAGCGCCUUCGAAGCGCACGCAGACGCCUCCAGGCUAACUCAUACCCAGACCCACGGGGUUUUGUCCGGGGCCAUCGGCACGACGGACGGACUUCUAACAACGAAGAUGGCAUGAACCCUCUACUUCGACGAGCCAACGAUAACGGUCAAGAUGCGGUGCCCCGGCCUACUAACCCUAGCAAUCUGGUUCGGCUCGGCCUGCCUGGCAGUAUUCUGGGCGGUGUUAGCAUUGACAGCUCGUUGUCUAUCCUAGACAGUCUGAUGGCUUCGCUCCCCGUCUCAAUCGGUCGUCACGGACAAGCCCUUCACUUUCAGAUAAGUGGCGGAGGACCGCCGCGCCCUGAGUUCAGUGACCUACCUUUCCCCUCCUUCGCUUCGCAUUCACGAGAAAGUCGCGCAGAUAGCCGCCCUGACGUCUACCAGGAACCCAUUCAGUCGACUUCCUUCGCGGGUGAUUCCACGAUUGCACGGUGGACCGAAGAAGUCAAGAUGAUUUUUGGCAUUCAGCACGCGGAGAAAUCACACAGACUGUUACCCGCGAUUCUUUCAUAUGUUGUACCGCCUGCCAUCCAGCGUGAAAAGGAGCUCAAGGCGAAAGAGGCAGAACGCCAACGGCAACUGGAGGAAGAACGCAAGAAGCGAGAAGACGAGGAACAGAAGGCACAAGAAGCCAAAGAAGCUGAGGAGAAGGCCGCUCGGGAACAGAAGGAAGCAGCAGAGCGCGAGGUCGCUGCGGCCGAAGCUGCUGAAGCUGCUGAAACUGCCACACAGGUUGAUGCGCCCGCUCAGAGCACCGAAGCAGAGGCCGUCGCUGCUACCCAAGAAGAUGAUCGUGAUGAUCAUGCAGAGCCUGACGCUAUGGAAGGUAUUGAGACGUCAGACGAACCUUCCGGCGCGUCCAAUCAAGCACGCGCCUUCGCUACGAUCCGAGGCGAGCAGGUUGAUGUCACGGAACUUGGCAUUGACCCGGACUACCUAGAGGCCCUCCCCGAAGAGUUCAGGCAAGAAGUCAUUGCUCAGACAGUGAGCAGCCGCAGGGCCGAAGCUCGCGAUGCCCCAAGAGGUACUGGGGAGCAAACAGAGGUCUUCCAGGAGUUUCUGGAUGCGCUACCCGACGACCUCCGACUGGAAAUUGUACAGCAAGAACGGCAAGAGCAGCGCCGACGAGAGCGGGACGAAAGCCGCCGCCAGGCCGCUACGGCUGGCCUGGUAGCUGAAGCUCAGGAUAUGGACACUGCCAGUAUCCUCAUGACAUUUCCCCCUGCCCUGAGAGAACAAGUUCUCAUGGAUCAAGGUGCGGAACUACUUGACUCGCUACCACCUGAGAUGGCAGCCCAUGCUCGACGACUUGUAAGAACCACCAAUCCCGUUGCACACCACGAUAGAGCCCCUUCUGGUUCAAACCGCAGAGAUGCCGCCGUUCAGCCGAGCGGUGCACCAGACGCAGAUAAGCCUCAACGAAGGGCUGUGGUCCAAAUGCUGGACAAGCCGGGAGUUGCCACUCUGCUGCGUCUGAUGUUCAUAAACGUCAAAGGGGGGCCAAUCGAGAAUUCCCUGAAGUACGUAUUCAAGGAUGUGUGCGAAAACCGACAAAACCGGUUCGAGGUCAUCAGCACGCUUCUACAAAUAUUGCAGGAUGGAUCAACCGAUGUCGAUGCUGUGGAGCGAAGCUUUGCCCAACUUUCUAUCAAGGCCAAGCAGUCCAAGGACAAGGACGCCAAAAUACAGACUCCGCAAGGCCUGAAACGCACCUACACCAACAUCAGCAACAGCAAUCCGGUCCAGACAGCCUCGGAGACGUCCCCUCUCCUGAUUGUUCAGCAGUGCUUGGAUCUAUUGUGCUACCUUGCGGACCAGAACGUUCAUGUACCCUCCUUGUUUUUGACCGAACACGAGGCAGCCAGCACGACAAUCAAGCGCAGUUUGAGCCGGAAAGGCAAGAACAAGGACAGCAAGGCUCAUAAGUAUGCCAUCAACUCUUUGUUGGCUCUGCUCGACCGCGAGCUCGUGAUGGAGAGCUCCACCAUCAUGGAUAGCCUCUCUCAGCUCCUGAGUCGAGUAACAUUCCCACUGCUUGCCCUUGAUCGCAAGCAAAAGGAGGCAGCAGAAGCGGUCAAGAAGUCAGAAGCUGAAGCCUUACAAGAAGGAGGAUCGGCCACAGCCACAACAACUGACCCUACGGCAAUGGCCACCGACAACGCGACUAGCAACGAUAACGGGGAUACGAAUCCGCCUGAAACUUCAGAAGCGCCUCAACCGGCACAGGACACAGUUGCAACGGACGCCCCCGAGCCGCCCGUUAGCGCGGGUGCGUCUAAUGCCGAAGCUGGAUCGUCGAAGGCAUCAGAGAAGCAGGUCGCUCCGAAGAAACCCAAACAGCUACACCCGCCUGUUAUUCCCGUUCCCAACCUGACACUCAUCAUCAAGAUCUUUGUUGCUCGGGAAUGCAGCUCCAAGACUUUCAAGGAGACCUUAUCGACCAUCAAGAAUCUCUCUGUGAUUCCUGGAGCGAUGUUGGUCUUCGGCCAAGAGCUUGCUCGCCAAGCUCAAGUCUUGAGUGAACAGAUUGUUGUUCACUUGGACGAGCUACUCCCGCAUAUCCAAAAUGCUGCCUCGGGAACUGAAAUUCAAGGUGUUGCCCUUUCCAAGUUCUCUCCCGGUGCUUCGGAUCAAAACAAACUACUCCGAGUCUUGACAGCUCUCGAUCAUCUAUUCGCCCAAAAGAAGGCGGACGCGAUGGGGAGUACCAACUCGGCGGAGGAGUCUCAAAAGCAGGAUCUGCUCGCCACCCUCUACCGUAACCCGACCUUCAAUGCCUUGUGGGAGAAGCUGAGUGCGUGCUUGAGUGCAAUUCGCCAACGGGAAAGCCUGCUCAACGUAGCGACCAUCCUCUUGCCUCUGAUCGAGGCCCUCAUGGUCGUUUGCAAGGAUACUACCCAGACAGAAAUUGCAGCCUCUCAAGGUCAGACGGCCAAGGACAUGGUUCUCUCGAGCCCGCAGCCUGAGUCGCACAUGGCCGGGCUAUUCUACACCUUUACCGAGGAUCAUCGUAGAAUCCUCAACGAGCUUGUGCGCAACAACCCAUCACUCAUGAAAGGGACGUUCUCUCACCUUGUCAAGAACCCCAAGGUUCUGGAGUUCGACAACAAGCGCAACUGGUUCAACCGCAGUGUCCACAACAAGCAACAGGCGAGUCAUCGACCUUACCCUACACUGCAACUGCAAGUACGGCGUGAGCAGGUGUUCCACGACUCUUUCAAGUCACUCUAUUUCAAGAGUGGCGAAGAAAUGAAGUUUGGCAAGCUCAACAUCCGGUUCCAUGGCGAAGAAGGUGUGGACGCUGGCGGUGUCACUCGUGAAUGGUUCCAGGUCCUCGCGCGGCAAAUGUUCGACGCGAACUAUGCCCUGUUCGUGCCCGUUUCCAGUGAUCGGACAACGUUCCACCCCAACAAGCUCAGUGGCAUCAACGACGAGCAUCUCAUGUUCUUCAAGUUCAUCGGGCGCGUUAUCGGCAAGGCGCUGUACGAAGGCCGGCUGCUUGAUUGCUACUUCAGCCGUGCGGUCUACAAGCGUAUUCUAGGCAAACCGGUCUCGGUCAAAGACAUGGAAUCAUUCGACCCCGAAUACUAUAAAUCUCUCUGUUGGAUGCUGGAUAACGACAUCACUGAUAUUAUCACUGAGACUUUUUCGGUUGAAGACGACGAAUUCGGUGUUACGAGGAUCGAAGAUCUCACUGAGAAUGGUCGCAACAUUCCGGUCACGGAGGACAACAAACACGACUACGUUCGCCUUGUCGUCGAGCACAAGCUCCUCUCCUCGGUCAAGGACCAGAUGGAGAAUUUCCUAAAAGGCAAGGCUAAUGUGCCAGGCUUCCAUGAGGUCAUUCCCGCGGAGCUCAUCUCCAUCUUCAACGAACAGGAGUUGGAGCUUCUCAUCUCUGGCUUGCCGGACGUCGACAUUGAUGACUGGAAGAGCAACACCGAGUACCACAACUAUACGCCGUCUUCUCAGCAGAUUCAAUGGUUCUGGCGCGCGUUGCGCUCAUUCGACAAGGAAGAGGUCGCUAAACUGCUCCAGUUUGUGACGGGAACCAGCAAGGUCCCUCUGAAUGGUUUCAAGGAGCUUGAGGGCAUGAACGGUAUUAACCGGUUCAACAUCCAUCGCGACUAUGGAAACAAGGAGCGUCUCCCAAGCUCUCACACAUGCUUUAACCAACUCGACCUUCCCGAGUACGAGAGCUACGAUAUCCUCCGUCGACAAGUGCUGAAGGCCAUCACGGCUGGCAGUGACUACUUUGGCUUCGCCUAA
Messenger RNA from Anthostomella pinea, 12372 nucleotides. The record is from the annotation of a GenBank genome assembly. Lineage: Eukaryota; Fungi; Ascomycota; Sordariomycetes; Xylariales; Xylariaceae.